AUGCGACAAGGCAUGAUAUUCAGCAUUCGUACAGUUCUUGGUCGCCUCCAACUUGUUCAGUCAGUGGUCCCAAUAGAUGUCAAAUUAAAGGACAAUCCCUCGACACGUACUGUACUAUCCGAUAAAAAAACAAUGAAUCACGUGAUUGAAAGAGCAGCACAAUACAAGAUAAUUCACCAGUGAAUUUACCAGGACACCUGAAAAAUUUAGAUCUAGGCGGCUUGACUGAAGAACAGAGAAACUUGGCGUCAAAAUUGCUGGUUGAACAAGCUGAUGCGUUUGCUCAUGACGAUGAUGACGUUGGUCAUAUUCCUAAUCUGCAAAUAAACAUUCAGUUCAAUGAUACUAAACCUGUCCAAAAGAACUACGUUGCCGUGCCUCGACCUCUCUACCUGGAGGUGAAGGCAUACAUUGAAGACCUAAUAAAUCGAAAUUUUAUCCGUAAGUCCAAUUCACCAAACAGCUCACCCGUAGUUUGCGUGAGGAAAAAAGACCAAACUUUAAGUCUGUGUGUUGAUUUUCGCGAACUGAACAGGAAAACGCACAUAGACCGUCACCCCAUCUCGAGAAUUCAAGAAACUGUUGACAAUCUUCGAGGGAAUUCGUGGUUCUCCGUACUUGACCAAGGGAAAGCUUACCCCCUCACAGCAUUCAUCACACCUUGA
Messenger RNA from Paramuricea clavata, 665 nucleotides. NCBI's taxonomy places the organism in Eukaryota, Metazoa, Cnidaria, Anthozoa, Malacalcyonacea, Plexauridae. The record is from the annotation of a GenBank genome assembly.